Molecule: messenger RNA, 1184 nt
Organism: Selaginella moellendorffii
Lineage: Eukaryota; Viridiplantae; Streptophyta; Lycopodiopsida; Selaginellales; Selaginellaceae
Exons: 12
Coding region: 26-1150 (374 amino acids)
Source: RefSeq, a predicted model, not a curated record
UUUACAGGUGCUCGCUCGCAUAGUCAUGAGGAGCUCAUGCCAAUCUCUUCAUUCUCCUUCAAUUUUAUUGCCUUCAAAGCGAAGAAGAUUGCGCCGAGUUGCUACUGCGGCUCUCAGUAGUGCUCAGGUCAAACAAGCCGAGAUGCUGAUUGAGCGGCUGUCUACGCGCUUGACAACAGAUAAGGUUUUGGACAAGAUUACUACUGUCAUUGCUGGCCAAACUCCGGUGGAACCAGACAUACUGGACAAACAACUUAAGGCCAUCACAACGGGAGAGGAUUACAAUUCCUGGGAGGAGUUGAGGACAGAGCUUGUACACAAUGCCUCUAGCCUGUGGACGUCUUCUUAUGAUUUGCUUACAAACUUCAAUCCAUUUGAGCUUGGACACUGGGUCGGGGGCUUGAUUGAAGACUUCGCUGAAAGAUUUGCUGCCUGGGAACUAUCUAGUUUGGUGGCCAUCGGAGAGAGAUGGUUGAUCUGGACGCCGCUUGUUGUUCUUACAAUGGCGUGGCAAAUGUCAAAGAAUAGAAAUCAGAACGGCGAAGCGACGGAAAGCCAGACAUCGGUGGCUGCACCGCCUGCCACUGAAAAGCAAAAGCAGGUCAGGAAGGAGAUCGAGAGAAUGAAACUAAGAUGUUCGCUUCUACAAGAGGUGGGAGCUAUAAAAGGAAGUGCAACUAUACAAGCCAUCGUGAAGCAGCUCCAGAUGGUUGGCUCAAUGUUCGACGACGAGACUGCCAUGGAGAACAUUGACGGGAGCUGGCAGCUAUUAUAUGCGUCUCAAGAGCCCGCGAUAUUUUCUCGAUUGCCCGGUCUAGAGAUAAGCAAUCUGGAGCAGAAGUUUUCACGGCGGAGUAACGAUCAAACGCUGACGAUACACAAUCUCGCGCUCUUGAGACUACCUGGUGUGGGAGCGGUCCGAGUGGAACUCAAGGGCGUGUGGAACAAGUCGACUGGUAUGGUGGUCUUUGACGAAGUUUCUGCAGGUAGAGCUUUCGAGUCCCCAGUUUCUUGGGACUUGACAAGGAUCACUCUCGCGCUGCCCGUUCCUCGGUCGGAGCGGUGGGAGCUUUUGUAUAUGGACGACGUGAUUCGCGUAAACCAGGGAGACGAUAGCCAUUUGUACAUCUAUUCCAGACUUUACACUUGAAGCUUUGGAAUUGAGCACGCAUUACUGCCUCCAA